AUGGAGAAACACGUGCAGGAGAUGAUGCAUGUUCUGUUGGCCGAAAACCAACGGGAGAAGCAGCAGGUUCAUCCGUUCUUAACAGUGUUGCACGUUGAGUCUGCUAUGUUCUUCAUUUGGCAAGUCAUCGACUUUUUCAAACUAUCGGCCGAGGUUCGCUACAUCGCUUUCGACAUCUUUCAGCGGUUCAUGCUUGGCUAUACGGAAAGUCUUCUGGAUCAUGUGGUGUCAAUAACUGCUGAGGGUCGCCAGAGGAACCGCCUCAUAAAGGAGAUGGAGAAGCAGCUGAAAGAGCAGGCACCCCUUAAGGCCACCAUCUGUGUCAUGAUCGCCUCAAAGAUUGUCACACACAAGACGAGUUUGAGUACCCUCAUGGCACAACGAUGUCUCAAGCAUUUGAAAAUGAGUGCCCACAUCAACGACAUCAAACGCUCAGAGAUAAGCAUAUUGAAGCAGCUGGACUGGCGGUGUCAUAGGACUAGCUCCUUGUUGGAAUACAUUGGGCUGUUGAUCUCAGUGGCUGGACUAUGGGAAGGUGAUGGUGCCUACCUUGCUGAGAUGAAGAGGAUCACCAUUAGGCCAGUGCCUCUAGAAGAACUGUAUGAAAUGUCGACUAAACUACUGGAUAUGGUGCACCUCAACCAUGAGAGAGUGUACCAAGAUCUGUAUACGUCCCUAACUGGAUUAGCAUUCAUACCAAAUAAACACAAGACAGCAUUUGGUAAAGUAGUAGCAGACCGUCUGCUAUUGGCCGGAUCAGUGGUAGCAUCGGCAGCUUUUGUGCUUCGAGGGCUAGAGAAGUGUUCUACAAUCUUGCAGGAGCUUUCCAUCCCAGUGGACAACCAGGGACACAUCAGCAUGAAACUUAACCUUUAA
Messenger RNA from Homarus americanus (American lobster), 876 nucleotides. RefSeq names its product cyclin N-terminal domain-containing protein 1-like. The transcript has 7 exons. Bases 1 to 876 code for a protein of 291 amino acids. Gene Ontology annotation, biological process: reciprocal meiotic recombination. Lineage: Eukaryota; Metazoa; Arthropoda; Malacostraca; Decapoda; Nephropidae. Gene Ontology annotation, cellular component: site of double-strand break. The record is from RefSeq and is a predicted model, not a curated record.